AACCGUUGGAUUUAUCAAUAUCAAAAGUGAAAGAGGAAGGAAAUAAAUCGCAAGGCUUAUCAGUGAAAAGAGUGAGUGAUGAACGAAUUAAACCGCGACGACUUGUUCCAAUCGAAACACUGACGGAAGUAAUUGAACCAGAAAAAGAAAGCACAGGAAAGAAACGGCGUUGUGAUAUAUGUCAAAAGGAAAUAACACAUAUGAAAAAACAUGUGAUGACUCAUACCGGUGAAAAGCCGUAUAGUUGUCCAGUAGCGCAAACGGAACAAACAGAACCGUUGGAUUUAUCAAUAUCAAAAGUGAAAGAGGAAGGAAAUAAAUCGCAAGGCUUAUCAGUGAAAAGAGUGAGUGAUGAACGAAUUAAACCGCGACGACUUGUUCCAAUCGAUACACUGAUGGAAGUAAUUGAACCAGAAAAAGAAAGCACAGGAAAGAAACGGCGUUGUGAUAUAUGUCAAAAGGAAAUAACACAUAUGAAAAAACAUGUGAUGACUCAUACCAGUGAAAAGCCGUAUAGUUGUCCAGUAUGCAAGAGAAAUUUCACUCAAUCCUGCCAUAUAAAAAGUCAUAUGAUGACUCAUACUGGUGAAAAGCCGUAUAGUUGUCCAGUAUGCAAAAAGAAUUUCGGUGAUCUCUGUAAUAUGAAAAGGCAUAUGACGACUCAUACUGGUGAAAAGCCGUACAGUUGUUCGAUAUGCAAGAGAAAUUUCACUCAAUCCUGCCAUAUAAAAAAUCAUAUGAUGACUCAUACUGGUGAAAAGCCGUAUAGUUGUUCGAUAUGCAAAAAGAAUUUUAUUCAGUCCAGCAGUAUGAUAGCACAUAUGGUGGUUCAUACCGGUGAGAAGCCGUACAGUUGUUCCAUAUGCAAAAAGAAUUUCGGUGAUCUCUGUAAUAUGAAAAGGCAUAAGAAGACUCAUACCGGUGAAAAGCCGUAUAGUUGUUCAGUAUGCAAGAGAAAUUUCACUCAAUCCUGCCAUAUAAAAAAUCAUAUGAUGACUCAUACUGGUGAAAAACCUCAUAGUUGUCCACUAUGCAAGAGAAAUUUCACUCAGUUCGGGGAUAUGAAAAAACAUGUGAUGAUUCAUACUGGUGAAAAGCCGUACAGUUGUUCGAUAUGCAAAAAGAAUUUUAUUCAGUCCAGCAGUAUGAAAUCACAUAUGAUGAUUCAUACCAGUGAAAAGCCGCACAGUUGUUCGAUAUGCAAAAGGAAUUUCGGUGAUCUCCGUAAUAUGAAAAGACAUAUGACGAAUCAUGCUGGUGAAAAGCCGUACAGUUGUUCGAUAUGCAAAAAGAAUUUCACUCGGUCUGACAGUAUGAAAUCACAUAUGAUGAUUCAUACGGGUGAAAGCCGUAUAGUUGUUUGA
This is a messenger RNA of Brugia malayi, 1364 nucleotides long. NCBI's taxonomy places the organism in Eukaryota, Metazoa, Nematoda, Chromadorea, Rhabditida, Onchocercidae. The record is from the annotation of a RefSeq genome assembly.